CUUUGCUCCUGUCACCUUCUUUAUGGUCACUCGUUAAGUUUCCAGUUUUCUCAAUUGUUAAGGCGUUCUGGGGGACUUUGAGACAAUUUGACAAAGGGACACGUACAAACCAUACACAUCAUCGAUUAUGUACGUGAGCGGUGAGCGGUGAGCCCACAUUUUAAUUUCACUCUCUCUCUCCUUCACACAAAUCACAACAUCAUCAGAAAAGAAAGAGGAAGAGAACUACUUACCAAACCGAGAUGAGAGGAGUCCAGCCCAGUGGCAGAGAAGCCACUAGGAAAACGACGGCAAGAAUGCUCCAACCACACACUCACUUUCUCCAUUAGAGAUUAGAACUGAGGAAGACUUUUCUCCUCUCCAUACUUACAUCUUCUGGCCCUUCAAAUUUCCUUUCCUGCCUUGCCUUUUACCCUUAUUACUCACGAAGGUGGAAGGCCAAACCAGAUUAGUCUUUCAAGUUUCAAGUUCAUUUUAUAAAGCCACACGUUCUCCACCUCCCUCAUCUUCCCAAAGAGUCGCACAUAUGACAUGAUUGACAUCAGAAAUCCCUUCAUGGAAGACAAGGAGAAGAAGGAGAAGGAACCCAGCGAGACAAUCAUGGCAGCAAUCUGCACCCUCAACACCCACCAAUUCUCCGAUCUCAUACACUCCUUAUCGUUGGAGUUCCGGCGUCAUCACCACCACCUCUGUUCCCUCCUCCGUUCCUCCACUCGUUUCCCACUAGCUCUCCACCACCUCCAAACCAUAUCCCUUCACCAGAAAGCUCUCCUAAUAGCUCGUUAUUUCCUAUCCACCCUCACACACCUCACACGCUUCUUCAAAACCUCCUCUUCCUUCCUCAAAUUGAACUUGAGCGACCUCGACGCUGCCUUGCUUCUCAUGCUCCUCUGCGAAGUCCACCAGCAGGAACCCCAAGCUUUACAGGGUUCACCAGCCGAGUGGCACAUAGGUCUCAACGACUACGUAAUGCGUAGUAGCUUAUUGACGUUGGCGGGUCUCGGAGAGUCUAGUAGCACCGUCUUGACUCCGUAUGUCGAUUUAACGAUAAAGUGCCGGAGGUUUCUUGAUGCGGCGGGUUGUGGUGAUGAGAUGGUAAGGGAGGUGGCAGCGUCAGUUGCUGCGGUGGUGGCGCUGCCGUCAGUGGAGAUUAAUGGUUGUGGUGUGGAGUGUGUCAUAUGCAGGGAAGAGAUGAGGGAGGAUAGGGAGAUGUGUGAAUUGCCAUGUGAACACUUGUUUCAUUGGAUGUGUAUGCUGCCAUGGCUGAAGAAGAGGAACACUUGUCCUUGCUGCCGUUUUCAGCUUCCCACCGACGAUGUCUUUGGUGAGAUUCAGAGGCUGUGGGGGAUUCUCGUCACCAAGAGUGGAAUGGAAUCUUAGAUGCUGAUAUUUUCUUGCAUAAAUCAAUGGUUCAAGCCUUCGAGGGCAUCUGUAUGUAUAUUUGUAGAAUAUAUACUAGUUGGUCCCUUGGUGAUCCAGUGGAACACCAAGACCGAUGAUACUCCCUACAUCCCACAAAUCUGAUAUUAAUGAGCUAUAUAGAUCUGGGGUUUUUAUUUCAAUCAUUAGAAAAAUCAAGAUUGAAUUUUUCCGGUGGAGCAAUACAAGGAAGAGGCCUA
Molecule: messenger RNA, 1619 nt
Organism: Macadamia integrifolia
Lineage: Eukaryota; Viridiplantae; Streptophyta; Magnoliopsida; Proteales; Proteaceae
Product: E3 ubiquitin-protein ligase SGR9, amyloplastic-like
Exons: 1
Coding region: 532-1380 (282 amino acids)
Biological process (GO): protein ubiquitination
Cellular component (GO): cytoplasm
Molecular function (GO): ubiquitin protein ligase activity
Source: RefSeq, a predicted model, not a curated record